AAACAUUCCGGGAAAAUUCUGUCAGAAGAAGAGAUGGGGGAAAUGGGGAAGGCGAUAGGAUUGCUGAUAAGCGGGACGCUUGUGUAUCACCAUUGCGCUAAUCGAAACGCGACUCUUCUCUCCCUCUUUUCCGAUGUUCUCAUCGUUCUCUUAUCCUCCCUCGCCAUUCUCGGUCUUCUUUUUCGUCAACUCAAUGUCUCGGUACCUGUGGAUCCAUUAGAGUGGCAGAUAUCACAGGAUACAGCCAGUAACAUCGUUGCACGCUUAGCUAACACCGUUGGAGCAGCUGAAUCCGUUUUGCGAGUUGCAGCAACGGGACAUGACAAGAGGCUAUUUGUUAAGGCAAGUUGUUCUAAACUGAGUUUGUGUUAUCUUUCGGAUGUUUCUUUCUUUCAGGUCGUGAUCUGUCUUUACUUCUUGGCAGCUCUGGGACGAAUUAUAUCGGGUGUGACCAUUGCUUAUGCAGGACUGUGUUUGUUCUGUCUCUACAUGCUCUUUCAGAAUUCUCAGUCUACCGGAAACUCUCUACUGAAACGAACAAACCGAGAGAUUUUGGGACGAGAAGCAACUUCAGAGCUAUGA
Thlaspi arvense is the source of this 582-nucleotide messenger RNA. The record is from the annotation of a GenBank genome assembly. Lineage: Eukaryota; Viridiplantae; Streptophyta; Magnoliopsida; Brassicales; Brassicaceae.